This is a messenger RNA of Solea solea (common sole), 2312 nucleotides long. RefSeq names its product Na(+)/H(+) exchange regulatory cofactor NHE-RF1-like. The transcript is spliced from 6 exons. Bases 189 to 1268 code for a protein of 359 amino acids. The record is from RefSeq and is a predicted model, not a curated record. Gene Ontology annotation, biological process: protein localization to plasma membrane. Gene Ontology annotation, cellular component: apical plasma membrane. Gene Ontology annotation, molecular function: signaling receptor binding; protein-membrane adaptor activity. NCBI's taxonomy places the organism in Eukaryota, Metazoa, Chordata, Actinopteri, Pleuronectiformes, Soleidae.
GCAGCGAGAGGUGAAAUCUCCGGGUAAACGGUGGAAACUUUACUUCAGCGGAAGUAAACUCCGGAUACAGGCGGUGAACAGGUGUCGGUCCCGCUGUCCGCUGGAGCUUUGACGUUUGUAACUUUAAGGAAAAGUGGUCGAAAAGUGUUUGUUUUUUUAAAGAAAGUUAGUGAGGAAAACAGACAAACAUGUCGAGCCUCAGACCCAGACUGUGUGUGUUGGAGAAAGGAACCGGAGGCUACGGCUUCCACCUGCACGGAGAGAAGGGAAAGACCGGGCAGUUCAUCCGGCUCGUGGAGCCCGACACCCCCGCCUCCGUGGCCGGGCUCCGCGCCGGUGACCGCCUGGCCUUCGUCAACGGGGAGAGCGUGGAGGGCGAGAGCCACCAGCAGGUCGUGUCCCGGAUACGAGCCACCUCCGGGGCGUUGGAGCUGAUCGUGGUCGACUCGGAGACCGCGGAUCUGCUGCAAGAGCACGGCCUGCAGUGUCGGAAAGAGUUCGUCACGGAGGGGAUUCCUUUACCGGGAGGAGACAGCGACUCUGACCGCGAAGACACGCGGAGCAACGGCACGCCGAGGGAGUGCACUCCUGUCCCGCGGGAGAACGGGGAAACGUCCUCCGAGAGGUCGGAGAGACUGAGCGUCAGCUCCAGCAACAAGGAGGACAGAGGCGGGCCUCGUCCUCGUCUCUGUCAGCUGAUGAAGGGCGACAGCGGCUACGGCUUCAACCUGCACAGUGAGAAGUCCAGACCGGGUCAGUUCAUCCGAGCCGUGGACGAGGACUCUCCCGCAGAGACAGCAGGACUCAAACCCAAGGACAAGAUCGUGAAGGUGAACGGUGUGUCAGUGAUUGGGAUGCAGCACUCUGAGGUGGUCGCGGCCAUCAAGGCAGGAGGAGACAAGACCACGCUGCUCGUGGUCGACGCUGAGGCCGAGGAGUUUUUCAAGAGAUGCAACGUCCAACCAUCAGAGGAGCAUGUUACUGGACGUCUCCCUGAGCCACAGACAGAGAGAGCGUCAGACGACGACGAGACUCCGACAGCGAUGAAACCUCAAGUGUCCGCGAGGUCUUCGGUGUCCAGCGAUUCGUCCGACAACUCGUCCAACUCUCCUCAGGUUGAGCGCCCCCGUGAGGCGGGCAACGGUCAGGGUCUGGGUCUGGGUCUGUCUCUGGCUCAGGCUCGAGAAAGAGCUCAUCAGAAACGUGCCGCCAAGAAAGCCCCGCCCAUGGCCUGGAGCAAGAGAAACGAACUUUUCAGCAACUUGUAAAUAUCGCAAUCAUCCUCAUCACCGUCGUCAUCGUCAUCGCAGUUCUGUCUGUCAACUAUGGAGAACCCACGCAGAUAAUCCUCGUAAAUGUUUUUUUAAACGUAAACGCGUGUUUACGUUUUACAUAGAAACAUUUUAUUUUUUUGAAUCCCGACGUUUAACAGUAUUAUCUGAUGAUUUUGUUCUUUUAAUUUUUCGGAUUCUGCCACUAUUUUUGAAAACGUCAGACUGUUAAUAUAUGAAGAUGAAGAAAGAAACAACGAUAAUGCACAGAAAAAUAAAUUAUUGUCCGAUUUUUUUUCUUUCUUUCUUAAUUUUUUGAAUGUUUUUUUUUUUUUUUUUAAUCUAUGUCAGACGUCUGCGAUCAGCAACUAGAAUAAAGGACUUUGUCUUUACGUUGUAUUUGUGAAUGAAUGAAUAAAUAACACAGAUUGAUUCUCAAUGCUAUGCUAACCUGUUUUUCGUGUGUGUACGGAAGCCCAGAAGUGUCAGAAUUGCAAAAUUAGAUGUGGUCUUUUGUCGCGUUAGCCUCGGAGGUUUACGAAGAAUUGUCCUUCCGCUGUGGCGAUUUUUUAUUUUUGUCCUUCCCACUAUUGCCUGGCAGUGAAGCUGUAGCUGGACAUGGUAUACAUCCCUAGCGGUGAAGUAACGUGUAAAUAUUUGAAGAGAUAUUAAACUUUUAAAGCUCUGCAGCUUAUUUGUUUUAUGUUUACCGCUAAACACUGCACUUAUUUUUUUACUUUAAAUGUGUCAUUGUUAGCCGCUAUCUGCUUCAAAGAAAUGAGUUGCUAGCUAGGAAUCUUGGGAUACAUUGGUCUUUGAAACAGCUUCAGUUUCACGUAAGAACAUCACCACAGCAACAAAAUCAACAUCCAUUUUUGUUUGAAAUUAUUUUUUGUAAUGAUGACGUUUGGGCUUCCGUACAUUGAUGUCAUCAUGAAUCAUGACGAGAUGAUUCUGUAAAAUUCUUAUUUUUUCUCUCUCUUGUACAUAGACAUCGGGAAUAAAUGAUCGGAGAGGAAAGCUGAAGAUUCCUCUGUACGA